UUCGGCAGUUUUUUAGUAGUUUUUCAGUUCAAAAAUGCGUUUUCCACCGAUUCUCCUUCCUUUAUUCACAUUGGCUUUUGAAAUUCACCCGAAAGAGGAGCUCAGGAAAUGCUUCUCGUGCUCCGUUUUCACAUUUAUCAACUCGAAACUUGUAUGUGCAAACCCCACAUUUUGCCACUCGGAUUUUUGCUAUUCCUACCUCCUCUCUGACGGCCGAUCUAUGUUCCUAUCUGGAUGUGCAGAGGAUUUUUCAGAUUACAGUAUACGACCUCACGACGACCAUCUCCUAUGCCAUACCCGCGGAGCUGUGGGGCUCUGCGUGUGCUCGAGUACCCAACAGAGCUGUCACGACUUAUGGCCUACAAAAGGAUCAAUUGGACCAAAAAAUAUGACUACUCAUAUCAAAUGGGUGGAUACGGAUGUAAACCAAAUCAAUGCAAUUUCUCAUAGAGUUACCGGUUUCUCAGCGGAUUACGCCCGCAACCGAGUCGGCCAAAUGCGUGUGGAGCACUUCCCGGAGCAAUUUCCCGGCUCCCCAGUAUCCUCGGGAUCUCGGAUUUCUGUAGUUUCAGUAUUCCUAGUGUCAUUUUUCGUGUUUUAGAAUAUUUUUCUGAAAAAAAUUACUUUUUUUUUGUAAAACGGGCCUAGUAAAUAAUAAAAUAUUGUGUUUUUA
This is a messenger RNA of Caenorhabditis elegans, 673 nucleotides long. It is a transcript of the gene nssp-11, whose product is annotated as UPAR/Ly6 domain-containing protein. The record is from RefSeq and is marked reviewed. NCBI's taxonomy places the organism in Eukaryota, Metazoa, Nematoda, Chromadorea, Rhabditida, Rhabditidae. The coding region runs from base 35 to 601 and encodes 188 amino acids. The transcript has 5 exons.